AUGAAGUUCUCGGAGGUGGAAUAUGUGUACAAGCGCCGUCGGUUUAAAGAUAAAUAUUUCGCUACCAACGAGAUGCCAGAUUCGAUUCCCGGACGGCGCAUUUUUGAUGCCGCCACCUUUGAGAAUACGCAGUGUAUUAAAUUUAUGUCAAAUGCGACCACGCGUUCAUGCCCAUUCGCAUUAGGUUGGCAUAAAGUGGAGACUAUGUAA
Molecule: messenger RNA, 210 nt
Organism: Plasmopara halstedii
Lineage: Eukaryota; Oomycota; Peronosporomycetes; Peronosporales; Peronosporaceae
Exons: 2
Coding region: 1-210 (69 amino acids)
Source: RefSeq, a predicted model, not a curated record